Molecule: messenger RNA, 2781 nt
Organism: Marchantia polymorpha subsp. ruderalis
Lineage: Eukaryota; Viridiplantae; Streptophyta; Marchantiopsida; Marchantiales; Marchantiaceae
Source: the annotation of a GenBank genome assembly
GGAGAGGCAGUGAAGGCAGUGUAGCCGUCGUCCUUGGCGGCGGGUUGAGGUUAUGCUGAUGGUGGUGGCAUGACAGCACUGGCUCAGCAAGAAGCCAGGGAAAAGGCCACGACUUGGUCUCUGCGUCAACGAGCGAGCCAGCGAAUGGGUCUGGGUCUGGGUCCGGAAGGUGGAGGCUGGGAACGAGGGUGUUGGAAGAGCAUCAUCGAGAGCCAUUUGGCAUAGUCGGUCUGUCUUUCAUGCAGCAAUCGGCCUGUUAUUAUAGUUGUAGGCCGGAGGAAGAGCUUUGAGGGAGUUGGGAAGUGCAGGGGGGAAAAGCCCACUCGAGCAGAUCGGUUCGACGCGCAAGUCUUGUGAGUCGAAAUGGCGAUGACCUGUAGACGUAGCUGUGCACGAUCUUUGCCCACUUUAGUGCGUAGCGCCGGACGCUGCUCAAUUUUCGAUUCACUUCCGAAUUCCUCCACAUCGUCUUCUUCCAUCCCUGCUGCGGAUUCUCCUUCAAACAGCUGGAAUCAGCGAGAGAGCUGGUCCAAAGCGCUGUUGCCUUCAGACAGCGUCGAAGGCGGAGAUGCACUUGGAACUGCGGCAGGACUAGGGAGACUAGUAGAUGAAGAUACAACUCACCCCAAAUCGCGUCCUUCCCAGGCUUUCCUCUCAAACACGGCAACUAGUCGAAAUUUUUCUGCAGAGGGAGAUUUCGCACUGCGAAACCUCAUAUCAAGCUGUGCGGCUGGGCCCCUCUCCAGGCCAGAGGUUACCAUAGGCCGUUCUUUAGGGUGCCACUUUUGGAAUACACAAUCUCCCGGGAGAAAUGAAGGCCAAACGAAACAGCUGAAGCGCAUAUAUACUAGCUCCUCAGGAUAUCAUGCUGCACCGCCACCUUGCCCAGAUUUAUCUCUUGAGGUUGACCUAAUCGGCUUUCAAGAUCAGGGAAAAUUGGACCCGUUUGCUCUAGUUGCAGAUGAGCUAACUCUUCUAGGGCAAAGACUUCGAGAUAUGGUGACGGCAGAGGUGCCAAAGUUAGCAGAGGCAGCGGAGUACUUCUUUAAGCAUGGUGUUGAGGGCAAGCGCUUUAGGCCAAUGGUGUUGUUAUUGAUGGCAUCUUCAAUGACAGCCCUUUCUCCGGACAAGGCUUUGAGUUACAGUGAGCAAAAAUUAUAUGAUGAUUUCGCCGAUGAGCGGCGGCGUAAGCAACAGCGGAUUGCCGAAAUCACAGAAAUGAUUCACGUAGCCAGCCUUCUGCACGAUGAUGUAUUGGAUCACGCAGACACACGGAGGGGUAUCGGUUCCUUAAAUUCUAUUAUGGGAAACAAGUUGGCAGUUUUAGCUGGAGACUUUCUUCUUGCAAGAGCUUCAGUAGCCCUGGCCUCUUUAAAAAACACUGAUGUGGGUUCUCUCAUUUCUAGUGUGUUGGACGAUCUUGUCACUGGUGAAUUAAUGCAGCUGACGUCAAAAGCUCAAGAGAUUCUCAGUAUGGAAUACUACAUGCAGAAAACAUUUUACAAGACAGCUUCUCUUAUGGCCAACAGCUGCAAGUCAAUUGCAAUAUUGGCGGAACAAUCGCGAGAUGUUGCUGAGCUUGCAUUUGAAUACGGGCGCCACCUUGGCAUCGCAUACCAACUAGUAGAUGAUGCAUUGGACUUCAUCGGGACGAAAUCCAGUCUCGGGAAACCAGCAUUGAAUGAUAUCGCACAGGGUAUAGCUACAGCACCUAUUCUUUUCGCGUUAGAGGAACAUCCUGAGUUGUAUAACUUAAUCAAUCGAAAGUUCAGGAAGGCCGGAGAUAUUGACGCGGCACUAGAGAUGGUGAUGAGUAGUCAGGGUAUCGCAAGAACUAAGCAGUUAGCCGCUUACCACGCCCAACAAGCUGCGCUUGCUAUUGCUGGUUUACCUCCCUCGUCUUCGCGUAGGGGUCAGCUUUGCAGGCGGGCUUUAACGGAACUGACUCAAACCGUCAUAAAUCGAUCGAAGUGAUUCUAUCUUCUCUUUAUGGCGCCGGAGUAAUUUUUUUGACCAAUGCAUUGUGAUGGGACAUAAUUUUCCCUGAUUAUAUUUAGAAAAAUUUAUCCUCGUCAAGCCAUCUGCCCACGUUGAUAUAGUCCACUUAGUUGAGGUUCACUCGAGGUUCGAUGAUGUUGCUUAGUCUCUUAGUUGCUGUUACAGCGUGUUACUACUGUAAAUUACCACCUAGUCAUUUCCUUUUUUUUUCAGGCUCGGUUAUCAAACUUUGGUAGGGUCUAGUUGUCGCAGUAAGCAGAAGAGUGACGGGCAGCGCUUGGAUAUAGUUGAAAAUCUUUACCAUCAGGAAUGAGCCGUUCUCAUUACCCUCAUUACGACGCCAUGGUGGGUCCAGAACCCUGCUCUGAUUGUAUUUUCGCAACGGAUACGUUCUGUACGCCCAUCAUUAAAAUGAUUGACCCAAAACUGACGAUACUUCAGUUGCUGGUUUUCUUUUACAACGGCAGAGUACAGGUAGUCAACUCAUAAGUACGCCGUCAACAGCACACUGGAAAGCCUUGCGUGAGUGAAUAACGAAGAGAAUGGGAAUUACUGCCUCCUCUCUAGGUUGAAGUUGUUUCCAUGUGAUGGACCUCUUUUGUGCACACCUUCACCCUUGUCUUCACUUGGUCCUAAAAAGCGAUUACUGGUACAAACGAGUGAAGCACUCGAUUUGUCAAUUUGUAUUAGAAUGGAGAGUAUCCAGUUGAGGCUAGAUGAAGAUGCAGGUGCUUAUGAUCUUUCUCUCUCGUGUGUAACCAAAUGGACAUGAACUUAAAUGUG